UGGGAAAGGACUCAGCCUUGUAUUGUAUUUCAAACUCUAUGAAACUUAUGGGAAAGAUAUCUCUCCAUAGUUUCAGGACAGCAUCAAGAGAUUAGUAGAAGAUGAUAUGGAAACAGUUAAAGGAUUUGCAAAGGAGUCAAGAGUUCCUUUCAGAGAAAGGUUAACGAUUAUGGUUGGGGUGGUGAAUCCAUGUGAUCUUGUGUCGACCUCAAUCGAAAGGAAACUCUUAAAUGCAUACAAUGAGAAAUGGGGCCCAAAUUACUUUGAGAUUGAUCUUGACAUUCACCGCUUCACCUAUAUAGCAAGAAAGGGACUUGAUGCUUUUAGAGAACGUCUGAGAGAGGGAAUUCUGGAUCUUAGAUUGACAAUUCAGGCACAGAAGUCAGAGGAGUUGCCUGAGGAAGUCCUUUGCUGUCUCAGGCUAAACAAGAUUGAUUUUGUUGACCACGGCCAAAUCCCAACACUUAAGGAGCUUGGGGAUGACCCUUUCGUAGAGUAGAGCAUCCAUUGCAAGUUGU
Cuscuta europaea is the source of this 518-nucleotide messenger RNA. The record is from the annotation of a GenBank genome assembly. NCBI's taxonomy places the organism in Eukaryota, Viridiplantae, Streptophyta, Magnoliopsida, Solanales, Convolvulaceae.